Messenger RNA from Leptopilina boulardi, 837 nucleotides. It is a transcript of the gene mRpS11, whose product is annotated as 30S ribosomal protein S11. Gene Ontology annotation, cellular component: mitochondrial small ribosomal subunit; ribosome. The record is from RefSeq and is a predicted model, not a curated record. Gene Ontology annotation, molecular function: small ribosomal subunit rRNA binding; mRNA 5'-UTR binding; structural constituent of ribosome. Bases 141 to 767 code for a protein of 208 amino acids. The transcript has 5 exons. Gene Ontology annotation, biological process: translation; maturation of SSU-rRNA from tricistronic rRNA transcript (SSU-rRNA, 5.8S rRNA, LSU-rRNA); ribosomal small subunit assembly. NCBI's taxonomy places the organism in Eukaryota, Metazoa, Arthropoda, Insecta, Hymenoptera, Figitidae.
AACUGCCUUUCAUACUGAUUCACGUCAUAAUAUAUGCGGUGAAUAAAGUGUAUUGUGAUUUUUGUAUAUUUUCUUACAUAAUUAACACUCUGUAAAUGUUAUUUUAAUAAUCGGAAAACGUUAAGUAGUGUCAUAUUAAAAUGUUCAAAACUUUAAUAAAUUUAACAAAACUUUCAUCGUUAAAAACAUUUUGUGGUGUUGAAUCAAUACUUGAUUCUGUGAAAGUUGCUCGUGUUCCAUGUGUAAAUAUAACCUCGAAAUAUAGUGAAAAAGUAUCACAUAAAAGGGAAUAUCGGAUUAAAGAAAAAGGAAAUGAGGGUACAAUUGGAGAACACACUUAUGAUAUUGAUUAUAUCAAAAAUCAAAGUGGAAUGUUUCCCGACAAAAAUACACCAUCACUUAUAUUUGACGGUGUAAUAUUUUCAGAAUUAUCAAUUUGUUAUAUAAAAACUACGCCUAACAAUACGAUAUUUUCAUUGACUGAUCAUUUAGGCAAUGUAACCAUUCAUCACAGCUGUGGAGUAGAAGGAUACAAAAAUUCUAAAAAAGGUACUAAUGUCGCUGCACAACAAACGGCCAUAACUUUUGGUUCGAAAGUCUUAAAGAAUGGUAUAAAAAAUAUUAGAAUUGUUAUUCAAGGACUUGGACCAGGAAGAGCGUCGUCCGUCAAAGGUCUCGAGAUGAGUGGAUUAAAUAUAAUAUCACUCACUGAUCGGACUCGAGUUUCAUGGAAUCCACCGAGACCGAAAAAAGUGAGACGUGUUUAAAAUUCAAAAUUACAAUUUAAAACUGUAUAAAUAUAAUAUUUAAUUAUUAAAUAUAUGUUUUUUUUCUAAA